GUCCAUGAAAUUAUUUGUAGACAAAGACACGAGUUUUUCUUGAGAGAGAAACGCUGUCUUCUUGGUCAAGGCGAUCAUCGCGAGGAAUUCCGAUCAGCUAGCAUCCGGCGAUUCCAUAACCCAACGCAUUUGCCUCUUUCGGAACUGCUCAAUGAAAUCUGGAACAUCUUCCUUGAAUCCAUAUGCUGCAGCAUACAUUCCCCUUUCAAGAAGAAAUACUGCAUGGCAAGACACAGAUCCUAAGAGCAAGAAUGAGACUGGUAAGGUGGGACUUCACACUAAAGGUGUAGCAUGGAACCAACAUCAAGCUAGUGAUGAGUACAUGAUGAAGGGAAAGAUAACCUAUGGCUCCUAUGGUUCAACUUCCCAAAGUUCAAAAGAUAGAUUUGAUAAGGCAAAUCUUACUGAAGAGUUUGAUAUGGAUUUGACAUACCUUCAGAUGACAUUUCCUGGUAUAUCAGAUGAGUCACUUGCAGAGGUUUAUUUGGCAAAUAAGAGAGACUUGGAAGCAGCAGUCGAAAUGUUGAGGCAACUUGAGCUGGACACAGAUGAUUUUUCUGAUCUUCCAGACAGCUUGGAUAUUGGAGAUAUUGUGGAAUCUGGAUUUAGCCUGAAGAAUGGGAAAGAUGAAAUAGCAGGUUCUUCAAUUGGAUCCUCAUAAAUGGUACACCAGAUGAUCAUGCUUCCCCUUAGCCAUAACAAAAAAUCCGAAAAACAAAUAAUCCAAAAACAUAAUUUAGUUUUCUGGUUUUUAAAUUAUGAACUAUAGCAAGGUAAGAAGAGUUUGGUUAGGCUUGGUUUUUGUUUGUAUAGUUCUUUGCUAUUUGAAAAUGCUUUGUUUCUUUAUUUCCAUCAUGACUUGAACCAUCA
Messenger RNA from Impatiens glandulifera, 870 nucleotides. Its product is annotated as polyadenylate-binding protein-interacting protein 6. Gene Ontology annotation, molecular function: ubiquitin binding. Bases 152 to 661 code for a protein of 169 amino acids. The record is from RefSeq and is a predicted model, not a curated record. The transcript has 3 exons. NCBI's taxonomy places the organism in Eukaryota, Viridiplantae, Streptophyta, Magnoliopsida, Ericales, Balsaminaceae.